Molecule: messenger RNA, 3703 nt
Organism: Elaeis guineensis (African oil palm)
Lineage: Eukaryota; Viridiplantae; Streptophyta; Magnoliopsida; Arecales; Arecaceae
Product: RNA-binding KH domain-containing protein RCF3
Molecular function (GO): RNA binding
Source: RefSeq, a predicted model, not a curated record
CGUUUGGGCCGACGCUUCAACCAAAUAAAGAUAUCGCCGAGCUAUGACUCAAGCGCCAAGCCGACUAAAGUGCUCGUGCCCUCGAAAUUUUCUAGUCCCAAAUAACCCCACCUGGGACUCUAAUCUGCGACAUAUCCAACCCUCCCUGCCAAUCAUCUCAAAACAAUUUCGGUAGCGGUAGCGGCGAAGAAACGAAGAGCAAAACCCCAGUGAACGACCUCUGAACUCGACGGAAGGCAGAAGCCAAGCAAAACCCUAGCGAUCUAAACAGAGAAAAAGAACAUGGAAAGAUCGAGGUCGAAGAGGAGCUACCAUUACGAACACGACUCCAACUCCCAAAGCCCUCCCCACCGCUCCAAGCCCCGCUACGAUGGCGGCCACCACCGCCGCGGAAACCACCACCGCCGGGGCGGCGACCGCCGGGCCCCGCCCCCUCCGCCUCCCCCUCCCCCGCCACCGGUGCCGGGGGCGGCGGCGCUGGCCUCCUCAUCCUCUGCCUCCUCCCCCAAGAUCCAGGACGGCGCGGGGCCACCCAGCGCGGUUACCACCUUUUUCCGCAUUCUGUGCCCCGACUCGAAGGUCGGCGGCGUGAUCGGCAAGUCCGGGAGCAUCAUCAAGAACUUCCGUCAGCAGACCGGCGCGUGGAUCAACGUCCACCAGCUGGUCCUCGGUGACGACGAGCGGAUCAUCGAGACGGCGGACAACCGCCGCCGGGAGCCCGACGGCCGGCCCCCGCAGUACUCCCCAGCCCAGGAGGCCCUGCUGCUGAUCCACGAGCGGAUCGUGGAUGCAGAGUUCGAGUAUAGCGGCGGCGGGGACGAGGAGGACGAGUAUAGCGCGGGCGGCAGUGGUGGAGGCGGAGGAGGGUGGGGCGGUGGAGGAGGAGAGAGGCGAAGGGAUAGGGGACGGGUAACGACGAGGCUGGUGGUGCCGAGGACACACGUCGGGUGCUUGCUUGGGAGGGGAGGGAAGAUCAUUGAGCAGAUGAGGAUCGAGACCAAAACCCACAUCCGAAUCUUGCCGCGGGAUCAGUACACUCCUCAGUGUGUCUCGACUUCAGAAGAAGUCGUUCAGGUUGUUGGAGAAGGUAAUUGUGUGAAGAAAGCUGUUGCAACCAUCUCAUCUCGUUUAAAGGAGAGCUUGCAUCGUGAUCGUGGAGCUUUUCGUGGGCGAUUGCAUUCACCAGACCAUUACAUUACCCCUGAUGAUGAGUUUGCCAACAGUACGCAACAUGCAUUGACAGUGGAAGAAUCUGAUUUGGGGUCACGAUCUUCUGUGGGACAAAAUAGAGCUAGAAUCAAUUCUUAUAGUUCAGAACCAUCUGGAUAUGCAUUUGAUUCUGAUGGAAAUACUCUGAAUGACCACUCACAGUCAUUAUCCUAUGAGGACCUUGUGUUUCGAAUUCUUUGCCCCAAUGAUAAAGUUGAGAGUGUUAUGGAAGCACCAAAUGGAAUUAUUGAAAUGCUCCGAGCUGAUAUAGGUGUGGAUGUGCAGGUUACUGAUCCUGUACCCGGUUCUGAUGAAAGAAUCAUAAUCAUCACUUCUGAAGAGGGCCCGGAUGAUGAUCUUUUUCCAGCUCAGGAAGCUUUGUUGCAUAUUCAAACUCACAUUGUAGACCUUGGUCCUGACAAGGACAACAUCAUAACAACAAGGCUUCUUGUUCCAGCAACAGAAAUUGCUUGUUUGGAGGGGAAGGAUGGAUCAUUAUCUGAUAUACAAAGAUUCACUAAUGCCAAUGUACAAAUCUUACCAAAAGAGGAUCUUCCCCCGUGUGCAUUGGAGGCUGAUGAACUUGUACAGAUUGUAGGGGAGAUCAGAGCAGCUCGAAAUGCUCUUGUCCAUGUUACUGCAAAGUUGCGGAGUUAUUUGUAUCGUGACAUCUCUGGACCAAAGGAUAUGCUUCCACCAUCUAUUGCUGCCCCAAGCCAUGUUGGUAGCAUUGGUGGGCAUGAAUCUGGCUCUCCUAUUAAAGCUUCAACUCGUGAAACUUAUCUGGGAAGUGAUCCUCCCAUUGCAAUGUAUCAAAACAUGCAUACUGCAACAACUGCCUGGCAACCAAAGGACACUGGAGGAUGUGCAAGUGGAUCAUUUGAGCAGGAAGAGAGCAAUGUUAAUGAUGAAGGGAGGCAGAGUGGUGUGAAAAGACUCAGUGUACCGCUAAUCACCAGAAGCACACUGGAAGUUAUAAUACCCAGACAUGCAGUUCCAAGCCUGAUAUUGAGAUCAGGAAGCAAGCUUGCUCAGAUCAGUGAGAUGUCUGGGGCAACUGUCACCCUUAUUGAAGAUAAAUCUGAAUUGGCUGAAAAGGUUGUUCAAAUAUCAGGAAGUCCAGAGCAGGCUGAGAGAGCCCAGAGCCUGCUCCAGGGAUUUAUACUUAGUACACAAGAUGACAUUCCUUCGAGCUAAUCCAAAGUACUGCUAUGCCGAAGCUCACUUCAUGCAGAGCAACAAUACCUUUUUUUUUGGCACUUCUCACUUGUUGUUUUCUGGACCAUUUACUGAAAGAAUGAAUGGAAAGUUUGCCAAGACUUGUAUAAAGGCCAAAUCAACCCCAAACAACAAUGGCUUCCAUGCAUAAGAUGCUCCAAAUAUGACCAUGGAGAACAUUGUUUCAUAAGAAUCUGAGUUGAAUCAAUAGAUGUUACUUGUUUCAUGCAUUGGCGUGUCAGCGGCAAAUGGUACAUGUUAGUUUGGUGCUUCAUGCAAUAAUUUACGAGCAGCAGAUUGGAGCUCCUAAUGGGUCACGUGUUUGGAAUCCUGAGUUGGGAGAUGUAUUUUUAUCAAUUUGUCAUCUAUCAGAUCUUGAACUGAUAAGCGGCUUCUUAUCAUGGCUCAUUGUGGGGAGUUCGUUGCUGUAUUUUUUGGGUUUUCAACCUGACCUACAUUGCAUGGUAGAGGAGCAAAAAGCACUUUGUUCAUGAGUUUUAAGCAAUAUCUUUUUUAUGAACCAAAGACUUCAUGAUGGAGCAGAAGUGAUGAUGAGAUUUUUAGCUGCUGCUUCACCUAUAUGAUUGAAAGGCCUCAGCGAUUCUCUGAGUAUGUUAUCAGCUGGAAGGGAGUGUAAUUGCGGGGGUUUUUGGCUGCUGGCUGUUGUCCCCCUCUACUCGUUACCACCCAUAAAUGGAGUUUUCAUCUCAACUGAGUUCUCCACCGAGAUGCUGAUAUGUACUGCUGCAGCACCACCUGACAUGAUGUUAUUAAACAUUGCCUGUUACCAUCAAUGCUGAUAAAAAGAUUUAUCUGAAGAUAUUGGCCAGAAUGAUAUUAAAUAUUGAGAGACUUUUUUUUCUUGUACGAUCUAACAAUGGAGUUUUAAGCACUUGAUCAGUUUUUACGGUGUUGACAUUGUUCAGGAUACUUAGCAUGGUCAUUUGAUUUUGGCUUUAGCUUUAACAGACAUCAAUGGCAAUCUCCAUCUCACAUAGAGUUGGUCAACAAAUGAUGCGGAAAAAAUAAAUUUGUUCGAAGAAAAGCGCACAGAGAGUUGGUCAACAACGCAGGAUGAGGGGAAAAAACCAGAAAUUUUCCACUAAGUUUGCUUGUAGUCUCUCUGGUCAUUUUUUUUUUCGGUACGGAGCCUCUGUGGUCUUUAUCCACCAAAAUCCGACGGGCUAAAAGGGGGAGCCGUUAACGAUGGUGGGUAGUAUCUCGGGUUUUUCCCUUCGAGCAGCAGCAAAAAUAAAAGAUUUCCUUCUAGAAUCUG